This is a messenger RNA of Tigriopus californicus, 1669 nucleotides long. Its product is annotated as protein roadkill-like. The record is from RefSeq and is a predicted model, not a curated record. The transcript is spliced from 7 exons. Gene Ontology annotation, molecular function: ubiquitin protein ligase binding. NCBI's taxonomy places the organism in Eukaryota, Metazoa, Arthropoda, Copepoda, Harpacticoida, Harpacticidae. Gene Ontology annotation, biological process: proteasome-mediated ubiquitin-dependent protein catabolic process; regulation of proteolysis. The coding region runs from base 139 to 1524 and encodes 461 amino acids. Gene Ontology annotation, cellular component: nucleus; cytoplasm.
CAAACACGUCGUAAUUCACGACUUUGCCAAACGAGCUCGGAAGCUCAACAACAUCUUUGACCGUCUGGAUUAGUCUGGAUUCCCAAUCCAAUAAGGCGUAACCCGUGUGGCUCCUCCAUCCACGUGAUCUCACUCCUCAUGGCCGCUGCCGCCGCCCCGGUUCACCCGGUUCCAUCGUGCUCGUCCUCGGCGCGAUCGGGCGAGAAUAAACGGAAACGCUCUGGAUCGACUAAAGCGGAGGAAACGGCGGAAUUGCCGCCCGCCACUAAUUUCACCGAAAUCGAUUUGGAUCACUUCAGUCAGACGCACGAUAUUAAAAUCAGGAACUUCAAACAAUGCAUCCACGAAGAUCCGACUUUUGUGUGGCAAUUCGCCAAUCCCAAUCACGUCGAGGACAGCUACAAAUUUCGAAUCACCUUACGAUCUGAGGUGAAUCAUCGGGGAGGCAUGCUCAUCUCGUCGGGCUUGUAUAUGACGGACGGGUUCAUUCUUCAAGUGUCGAAUCAGAGUCAGAAAAGCAUCAACUACAUCUUGUCGGCCAAGAUCUUGGAUGAAGAUGGUUUAGUCAAAAUCACUAAAACCGAACGCUUCACGGCUCGGGAUGAUGCUCAAUUUACCAUGGUGAGCUUCUCUAGUCGAUACGACAAGUACAUCUCGCCCCAAGGCACGUUGUUUAUGCAAGUCAAGUUGGAUAUUCGCACCGGCAUUUCGUAUCGAUCCACCUCCAAACGCAUCCGAAUGGAUGAACCUCGAUGCCGGCUGUUCAAAACUCUACCCGAAGAUAUUCGAAACAUGCGGGAAGAGGCCAACUUCAAUGACGUUUGCAUUAAAUGUGGAGAUGUGAUCAUGCGAUGCUCUAAGUUCAUCUUGUGUGCCCGGUCCGAUGUGUUCCGAGCCAUGUUUUCACACGAGAUGAAAGAGGCUCGUGAGCUUCAAAUUCGAAUCGAAGACGUGGAGCCGGCUACUUUGAAAGAUAUGUUGGAGUUCCUCUAUAGCGAUGAUGUCAAGGGUAUUGGUUUGAGUCGAACGGUAAAGUUGUUACCUUUAGCUGAGAAGUACAAUAUUCGAAGUCUGUGCAAUUUCUGUGUGGAAGCUCUCUCCACCCAUAUCACGGUGGAGCAUGCCGGCGAAAUUGCGGUCUUAGCCGAACAACACCAGAUCCGACCCCUGCUCGAAAAGACGAUUAACUUCAUGCUCAUUAACGCCACACGAGUAGUCAAGACUGAAGGCUGGCGAUCAGUCUUACAACUAUGCCCGGAGAUUGCCAAUCAGAUCAUCUGCAGUCUUAGCAAACAUCGAGAGGACACGAGUAUUUCUGAAAUUAUCACUGAAGAUGUCUUUCGACGGCAUAUUUCCCGAGAACGAGAGUAUCUGAUCGAUUAUCCGGGCGUUUAUGUUGCGGCUCCCCCCAAUAACCCCGAAGAAGAGAUCUUGCCCCAAUUCCAUGUUCAGCCAGGCAAUCUCGAGAUUGAAGCCGCGGAUCAUGUCGUGGAUGUUGAUAUGCCCGGUCUCAAUGUGAAUUGAACCCAUUUCGAUAUGGAACUCGAGCACACCUCCAAUUCAAUCGCAACCAAGUGCAAAUGUAGAUCCUAUCAGAUCUGAAAUGUGGUAUUUAAAUGUACAACCAAACCCUAAUCAAAUAAAUUCCCGAUUCGUUGUUGCAGAAAAA